CCACCGUUUCCCUGCGAGGACCCGGCCGCCGGGCCCCCUGGGUCAGCAGCAGCAUGAGUCUGGGCAUCAUGGAGGAGGAAGACCUGGCAGAGUACUUCCGGCUGCAGUAUGGGGAGCGCCUGUUACAACUGCUGCAAAAGUUCCCCAACAUUGACGAUCAGUCGGAGUCCCCAUCCAUCCGGCUCCUGGAGAAGAAGAAGGAGGCCAAGAUCAUGCACCAAGUUAUGGAGCAGAAGAAGGAGACAUUUCAGCGUAGAAUGGAAACCCUGAACCUGCGCUGGGAGGAGCUGGGCAUCAAGGAGGCCCAGCUGAAGGCCCACAUCCAGAAGUUUGAGCAGUUCAUCCAGGAGAACGACCAGAAGCGGAUCCGCGCCCUGAAGAAAGCCAGCAAGGAGCGGGAACUGAAGAGGCAGCGUGUGCGAGAGCUGGCCAAGGCCAAGCAGGAGUUGGUGGCCUUGCGGCUGGAGCACCAGAAGCUGAGCACAAAGCUGCAGGACUACUCCAUCUUCAACAAGUACCUGGAGAAGGUGGUGGAGAACUCGGAGUUCGAGGAGAUCCACGAGGUGAUUGCGCGCUACAAGACGCUGGUGAGCAUGCACCAGGACCUGAUGCAGUCGGCGCAGGAGGGCCAGGAGAAGAUCGAGCGCGCCAAAGCGCGGCUGGCGCGCUACAUGGAGGAGAAGGACGACGAGAUCCUGCAGCACAACAACGAGCUGGCGCGACUGCAGAUGCGCUUUGACCGCGCCCGCAGCGAUGUCAUCGUCUGGGAAUCUCGCUGGGCACACAUCCAGAACACUGCCGCCAAGAAGACCCUCUUGCUUGGCACCAUUAAGAUGGCGACACUGAACCUCUUCCAGAUCGUGAGCAAGCAGCUGAAGGAGACCACCACCGUGUCCCUGGAGGACACGCAUAAACAGCUGGACAUGAUCCAGCAGUUUAUCCAGGAUCUGUCGGACAUCUGGGCAGAGGUGAGGAAGAAAGAACAACAGCAAGUCCGGGUUUAGGGAGCAGCCGCGGUUCCAGAAUGUUCUGAGACAGAGACGGAGAGAAGAUGGGUUCCUGGUGAGCUUGCAGUCCCGUCAGCCCAGUCCAGCUGUCUGGGGACCCCUGUGCCUUUCUGCUGGCGAACACCCUGCCAUUUUCCUGCCUCAGGCCUCCGUCCCUCCCGUCCCUGAAAACAUUAAAUUCUGUAAGAUGUUUGUUUCU
Zalophus californianus (California sea lion) is the source of this 1206-nucleotide messenger RNA. It is a transcript of the gene CCDC42, whose product is annotated as coiled-coil domain containing 42. Bases 54 to 1004 code for a protein of 316 amino acids. Lineage: Eukaryota; Metazoa; Chordata; Mammalia; Carnivora; Otariidae. The transcript has 7 exons. The record is from RefSeq and is a predicted model, not a curated record. Gene Ontology annotation, biological process: spermatid development.